This is a messenger RNA of Paramecium tetraurelia, 3105 nucleotides long. RefSeq lists its product as uncharacterized. The transcript has 5 exons. The record is from RefSeq and is a predicted model, not a curated record. Lineage: Eukaryota; Ciliophora; Oligohymenophorea; Peniculida; Parameciidae.
AUGUAAAAAUUAACUCUUGAGAAACAAAUUAAUCUUUUGGAAAGAGACAUUUAAUAGAAAUCAAAUAAGAUUGAAGAGUUGACAAAGGUUGUUGAUCAAUAAUCAAACUUCGUUGAAUCGGCCAAAGCAAAAAUUAAGAAUUUAUAGGACACUCAACAAACGUUGUAUUCCCAAUUAUUUGAUAUCAAACAAGAGCGAGACAAUUUCAAAUGUGUUAAUCAAAUAAAGGAAUAACAAAUAAUGAGCUUAUAAGAAUAAGUGUUAGCAAAAAAUCACGUAGCAGAUACCCAAUAAUUGAAACACGAACUCCAGGAUUAAUACAAUCAAAUACUCGAGUUAUAGGUUGAUCUCAAUACAGUAAGGAAUCAAUUGGGACACUCUGAAUUAGAGCGCCAAAACUUAUUGAAUGAAUUGAAACUCAAGGCAGUUAGUUCGGUCGUCUAGAUUCAAAAUGAAUUCAACAGCGCUCCCUUGCAAACUUAUACUCAAUAUCUAGAUAAAUUUGAUGAAGAAAGAAAAUAAUAUUUGAGACAAAUUCAUUAAUACUAGAUACGCGAAGAUAAGAUAAAAAUUGAAAAUAAGAAGAGAAUAGAUAAUUUAUAAUCCAUCAUUGAUAAAGUCGCUGAGGAAAGUAAAAAUUAGAAGGAAGAAUUAAUAACUUUACGAAAGUUGAUAGAAAUGUAUAAACAGCAGUCUUAGGAGGAUAUCACUAAUUAAAGGAUAUAUGAAGAAUAGAAAUUACAAAAUGAACUAGAAAUGAGAGCCCUCAUUUAAAAAAAGGAUAAAUUGAUAUCAGAUCAAAAAAAAGAAAUAUAAAAAUUGCAUCAGCGCAUUGGUCAAUCUCCUUAGGUGAUUCUUUCAACCAUAAAUGAUAUGUUCAAUAUGUCUGUGGAUGAAUCAGUGGAUUUGAAAAUAGAAAAUAUGGAACUAAAAAAUUAAAUUAAAUCACUUCAAGAUUUGAUUGAUUAAGAGCAAAAGGAAAAGAAGAAUAUCCAAGAAUACACAAAGAAGGAAUACUCCAUUGCUUUGUAGAAGGAAUAGGAAUAUUUAAAAUAAAAAACAAUUACAGAAAGCUAGAAAUAAACAUUAGAUGCUGAAAUUCAAUAAAAUCAGUUAUUAAAGGAUGAGAUAUUUAAACUCUAGGCAGAAUUAGCAUAAUUAAAGAGAAAAGAUUAAAUAUAUAAAACUGAAAUAGAAAGAUUAAGACAAGAUAAUCUAAACAAUUAAACAUAAAUUUUUAUCGCUUAAAGGGAGGACAAAAAAUCAUAAGUCAAUCAACCUACCUCAUAGAUCGAGAUGGAUCAAAAUUAAAUUAAGAAUAAUAUCUAAUAGUUUGAGUAAUUAACAAAAGAAAUUCGAAACUUAAAACAAAUCAUAAAUAAAAAGGAGGAAGAGAUUAUCAAUUUGAAAUACAGAAUUGAUAACCCUGACACAAAUACUGAAUAGGAGGAAUAGUAGAAGAAUUCAGCAAUUACUAUUGCUAAGAAAAUUGAAAAAAUUGAAACGUAUUCUAAAAAACAAUCUAAGAUAUUGGCUGAUUAUAGAAGACUGAAAUUGGAAAGGAAUAAAUACGAAUUCAGCAUUAAUGAGUUUUAAUAUGAAAUUAAAAAUUUGCAAAGUAAGAUUCAAUUAGAACAAACAUAAAAAGAAUCACUGAAGUAGAAUUUGUAAAAAUACAAAGAGGAAUUCAAAAAUUUGGAAGAAUAAGAUAAGAAAUAAAAGAAGGAGUUCGAAAAAAAAAUAAAAUAAAUCGAAUAAGAAACAGAAUAAAAAUAUAUUUCUCAAGAAUAAAUCAAUUAUUAAAAAAUGAAUUAAGAUUUACUUAAAUUGAUAGAAUAAGAUAAACUAUUGGUGCAAUAAUUGAAGGAGAAAGUUAAGACUCUAAGCUAAGAUGUUUAAAAAUGUCGAGAAGAAAUACUUUAGAAAGAUCUUGAAAUCAAAAGACUCUAACUUGUCGAAACCAAGAGUGAAGAACAUCAAAACAUUCUUUAAAUGAAAUUGUAAAUAGAAAAUGAUAAAAUCAUCAUAAAGUCAUUGAACGAAAGAAUAAUUAACUUAAAUCAGGAAAUAGAGAAUAAAGAAAAAGAACUAUUGGCUUUUUAACAGGAUAAAUUGGAUUGGGAAUCCUUAUAAUAGUUUUCUAGACAAAUUGCCAAUGAAAAUAGGUCUAAUUUGAAUAAUUAGGAAGAUAUUAAUGAUUUGAAGAAGAAUCUAAAAGGAUUAUAAAAAAAAAUAUCAGAACAAACAUAAUAAUAUUAAUAAGCCAUUGCGGACUUUGGGAAGGAGUUUUAAUAGAUUAUUAUGUAGCAAAAUAAUGAGAUCAAACAAUUAGAAUAAGAAAAUCAAGAUUUAGCCAAAGCCUUGGAAUAAUAUAAAUAACUAUAUCAAUAAGAAAGAAUGGAUAGACAAAAUAAAUCAGAUUUAACUUUAGCUGAAAUUGAGGAAAUCAAAAUUAGACUAGAUUAAGUCACUAAAGAAAGAGACUAACUAUUGUUAAAGAAGGAGAUAAUUGAAAAUAAGGAAUAUCAGAUUUUAAGAAAGGAGGAGGAAAUUAGAUCUUAGGAGUAGGAACUAUAAGAGGAGAAGAAGAAUUUUGAGAGUUAUAUUCAGAAGAGGAAAAUGGAAAUAAGUGAUGAUAUCUUAAUUAAAAAAAAUAAAGAAUUAUCAAUAAUAGGAUGCGAUUACAUUUUAGGAAGGGAGUUGGAAAUUUAUAAAUAGAAAUUAAUAGAGGAAUAAGAGAAAGUAAAUGAAUUAAUGCAAAGAUCAAUUCAAUAAAUGGAAGAUUAUCAAGAGGGAAAUUAGGAUUUGUAUGAGAAAAAAUAAAUGGAAAAUUAACUGAACGAUUUAAAAAAGUAGAUUGAAGAAAUGAGGGCUGAGUAACUAAAACUUAGGAUGGAUUCGAAAGUAUAAGAUGAAGAGCAAUAUAAUUUUGAAGAAGAAAGAUAAUAAUAUUAAUAGUAAAUAAGACAGUUGAUGCAUCUUAAAGAAAAUGUAACACUGGAAGAUAUUAAGUUAGUAAGAGAUAUAAUUUAAAGUGGAAAAUUAAUCUCUUAUUUAGAAAAGGCCAAAUAAAUUCAUGAACUUUAAACUUCAAUGUAAUCUUGA